AUGGAUGCGGGGGAUCUUUCCGGGGUUAUCGCUGGAUUUCACCAGCAUUCGUUAUUUCUUUUUCUCAGCGCGACGGCGGUGGAUGGGAUUUUGCAGGCCACAGCGCAGCGAAAAGGGAUUUCGGGCCGGUUUUGGGCAUUCGCCAGCCUCGCCUUGGGGUUCUACGCCGCGGGAAAGCUCACCUUGACGGUGAUCCACAUCGCCGGCUCUACUUUUGCCUUGCAGGACCUCCUCACGCGGGUGGUUGAUCUUCUGCAGUGGCUUCGCAUUUUGACAUUUCCACGCCGUUUUUACACCAGCGCGGGCGAUUCGGUGGCCAUUUCCUCAUCAGGGCCUCACACCCCCAUCCUCCAACUCCUCGCGUGGGUGGUUAACGUGUGGAUGAUUCUCUCUUCGGUGCGUGGGCUACUCCUCAUCGUUUUCCAAUUAACGAUGACGUUUUCUUCAAUUACGGCGGAUACCACGGCGGUCGCAUUUUCUGGGAUGAUGGGGGUCUACUUUAUCGGGCAGCUCGUUAUUCUACAGCAAUCGCCCCCGCAAGCUUCUUUAUUUGCGGCCGCGGACUCUGUGAGUGCCUUCGCUGACGUCGGAAAUGCGUGGCCGCGUUCCCUAGGGCCCCUGCCGAUUAAUUUCUACCAGCGGCUGAACGAAUGGUGUUUUGUCUUAGGCUUCACGCUGACCUUCUUUGUACGACGCUAUGUGCUUGGGGAUCUGGCCGCCACCACCGUUUCCGUCGCUCACGGUUAA
Molecule: messenger RNA, 747 nt
Organism: Phytomonas sp. Hart1
Lineage: Eukaryota; Euglenozoa; Kinetoplastea; Trypanosomatida; Trypanosomatidae
Source: the annotation of a GenBank genome assembly